Nyctereutes procyonoides (raccoon dog) is the source of this 4386-nucleotide messenger RNA. It is a transcript of the gene ZNF214, whose product is annotated as zinc finger protein 214. The record is from RefSeq and is a predicted model, not a curated record. The transcript is spliced from 5 exons. Bases 165 to 2129 code for a protein of 654 amino acids. Gene Ontology annotation, biological process: regulation of DNA-templated transcription. NCBI's taxonomy places the organism in Eukaryota, Metazoa, Chordata, Mammalia, Carnivora, Canidae.
AGCACCGAGCCAGGAGCGGACACGGGCGGGGAGAGCUGUGAUCGAAGGAAGAGUGGCAGAGAAGGGAGGGUGAGGGGCCGAGAAGCGGCUCCGGCUUAGAAAUCCCGAAGACACCGGUGUAGGGACCUGUGAUCACCAAGGCAGGACCGGGGUAGCAAAGGCUCAUGCCCCCAUUUUACAGCUCAGAUUUCUCAAAACUCUACCCUUCCCCAAGAGAGGAACAUAAAAGAGGAAGGAAUGUUCACUAUUUUCCUCAUAGUUUGAUCCCAGAUUUCUUCUUCCUGGAAAACCUGAUCUUUGACCAGAUGGCAGUAACAUUUGAAGAUGUGACUGUUAUUUUUACUUGGGAGGAGUGGAAGUUCCUGGAUUCUUCUCAAAAAAAGCUCUACAGAGAGGUCAUGUGGGAGAACUACACAAAUGUCAUGUCAAUAGGAAACGGGAAAGAGAGCUACAAAUUCCAAGAAGAAAAAUUCAGAUAUUUAGAACAUGAAAAUCUUCCCUGUUGGCAAGGCUGGAGGAAUGCCAGCACUCAGAUAUAUGAGAAUAGAAACUAUGUGGAAACUGUCCAAGGAAUAAAUUCCAAAGACCUAAAGCAACAAGACCUUUCCCACCAUCAAGAAUGGUUAAUACUCUCCACACAAGUACCAGGGUAUGGGAACUAUGAACUGACUUUUGAAGACAAAAGUGCCAGGAACUUAAAAUAUACAAAGCUUAUACCUUGGAAGUCCUUAGAAACAAAACAUAACCCUCAAGACUAUGCUAGAGAAAUCUACAUGAAUGAAUCACAUGGUUUUCAAGGAAGCAGAUGCCACUUUGACAUAUCUAGGAAAAAUUUCUCUGUGGAAAAAGAACAGAAGCUCAUAGUUCAGCAUUCUUAUGUCCCAACAGUGGAAGCCCUUCCGGACUACACCGGGGAGCUAUGUCAACAUGACCUACUGAAAAACUCUAUGGAAGAGGAAUACUGUAGAUGUAAUAUAUGUAAAGAAAUUUAUUAUUGGAACUCACAGUGUGUUCUCCACAAAAGAAAUCAACUUGGAGAAAAGUUCUAUCAAUGCUCUAUCAGCACAGCAUGUUUCUCUCCAAGAUCAGAUCUAUCCAGACAUCCAAGAAUUCACAUAGGAAAGAAGCUGUAUGGAUGUGAUCAAGUUGAUGAUAACUUCACUCAGAGCUUAGGUGUUCACUUUCAUCAGAGAGUCUGCCCAGGGGAGGUUUCUUAUAUAUGCCACGUGUGUGGUAACAGCUUCAGUCAGAUCUCUAGUCUUCACAGUCAUCAAAGAAUCCAUACAGAAGAGAAACUUUAUAAAUUUGAAUGUAAUAAGGACCUCAGUCGAAAUUCUUUACUCCAUAUUCACCAGAGACUUCACAUUGGAGAGAAGCCUUUUAAAUGUGAUCAGUGUGGUAAGAGUUUUAGUCGGAGUUCAGUACUUCAUGUUCAUCAGAGAGUCCACACAGGAGAGAAACCAUAUAAGUGUGAUGAAUGUGGUAAGGGCUUCAGUCAGAGCUCAAAUCUUCGAAUUCAUCAGUUAGUCCACACAGGAGAGAAGUCCUAUAAAUGUGAUGACUGUGGUAAGGGCUUUACCCAGCGCUCAAAUCUCCAGAUUCAUCAGAGAGUACAUACAGGAGAGAAGCCUUAUAAAUGUGAUGACUGUGGGAAGGACUUUAGUCACAGCUCUGAUCUUCGUAUUCAUCAGAGGGUCCAUACUGGGGAGAAACCCUAUACUUGUCAUGAAUGUGGGAAGGGCUUCAGCAAGAGUUCGAAGCUUCACACUCAUCAAAGAGUCCAUACUGGAGAGAAACCCUAUAAAUGUGAACAGUGUGGUAAGGGAUUCAGUCAGCGUUCGCACCUUCUCAUUCAUCAGAGAGUUCACACAGGAGAAAAACCCUAUAAAUGUGAGGACUGUGGAAAGGGCUUUAGUCACAGCUCUAAUCUUCACAUUCAUCAGAGGGUCCACACAGGAGAGAAGCCUUAUCAAUGCACUAAGUGUGGCAAGGGUUUCAGUCAUAGCUCGGCUCUUCGAAUUCAUCAGAGAGUCCACACAGGAGAAAAACCUCAUAAAUGCCAUGAGUAUUAUAAGGGAUUUGAUCACAGUUUACAUAUUCACAAUAAUCACCCACGAGAAACCUUAUAAUUACAUUCAUCUCGUUAACCACUUUAAUCAAAGCUUAACCUUAAGCCCAAUAAAUGCUGCUGGGAAGAAAAUUCUAUAAAUAACCUGAAUAAUCCCAAGCAACAUUUAUAGUUUCCCCUAACUCCCACUAAGAAUCAUUUACUUCAAGAAGAAAUCCUUGGGAUGCCUAUAUAUUUAAAAUGAAAGUGUAUUUACUUUUUCUAUUCUAUUAUACCUGUCCAUUAUAAAAUAUAUGAAGGAUUCAAGGAGAAAACUCUUCAUACUGUUUUAUUCUAGUCUUUUUUUGUGCAUUUUCAUGUACAUUGAAAUCAUACUGUGUAUUCAACCCUGUAUUUUCAUUGACUUCAAAACAUUUACUUACAUUUUGUUUUGAACGGAAAUUGGUUAGCUAUCUAUGAAACAGCAUUCUGACUCCUUUGUAAAGUCCCCAGAAAGCCACAGGGACAAAACACAAAACUUGAAACUCAAACUGGUAGAUAACCUCUUGCUCAAAUAUGGAAGAAUUAACUAUUGGGCCAGUACAAUUCGAUUGGUUAGGACACAGGAAAGCACUGCAUGACCCUUUAUCUAAGAUAGGAUGUCUUAAGAGAUGUUAUCUCCGUCAACCAGAAGAGUCAGGAAGCAUUCUUUUGCAGGGGUCCUGCACUUUUACGUUACCACGGUCGAUUCUCACAUCCCCCUCUCCAGGUUUCCACAUUGAUUCAUAGGUUCAGAUACCAUGUAACAAGAAGUACAAUAUUUAAUAUCCGUGUGAAAGAUGUCAGCAAAAGCUGAUAGAAGUGAAUCUUCAGGAAACUAAAGAUAGUCCAACUGUUCAAAAUUAAGAGAUUUAAGCAGUAGACUGACUUAUUCUCAGUAGAACAGAGUGGUAAUGAGAAAUAGCUGCUGGAAGCAGAAGUGAAUGCAGGGCUAUGUGCAAAACUGAAAUUAAUUAAUGCUAGGAGAGAGAAUGUGGCCAUUGUAAAAUGGAGCAGAGUCAGCAGGAAUACACCAGUCCUAACUAUUGGUAAUAUAAAUAUGCUCAGACAUCAUUACCCAAGAGAAACUAAAUUAAGUGGACGUGUUCAGGGAAAUAACAAGGAAUUGCAGCACCAAAGAAAGAACACCACUGUGAAGAGGUAAAACCUGAUAGCCCUGAAAAUUAGCUAUUUCAGUCUCCUGAAGGAAUUUUCAAAAAAUUGGUGUUCUAAGUGGCAUGACAGAAAACCUGAAAUCAGUAAAACUAGAGUAGAAAUCUAAGUACAGAAGAGCCUCUAAAAUGAAAAGAGAAAUAAUGGACUACAGGGAAAUUUAAAAUGGAUCAAAGUAAAAGGCAGUAAGAGCAGAAUUGGCACUGCAGAAUAUCAAACACUGUAGUGAAUAUACUUCAGAAGAUCUUCAGUGCAUACACAAAGGAUAAUGAGAUGGAAACAAUGAGACAAGACGGAGUGUAAAGAAUGGAGAUGCAAUGUAGGAAUUAAAGGUGUUUCUAAGGAAGAUAAAAAGAACGUAGAAUAGAAUCAGUGAUCAAAGAAAUUAAGACAUUUUACCUGCGCUAAACGUACAUAUGGCUUACUAGAUUUUAGGCAAAACCAAAUAAAAAUCAUGCUUAGAAACAGGGAAAAAAGAACAAUUGAAAGCAUGCAGAAAGAAAAAUUCUGGUCUCUACAAAGAGAGUGGAAAGAGAGAAUGGAUAAAGAACUCCAACAGUAAAUGUCAAAAGACAGCUGAACGACACCUUUAGAAUUGUGAGAUUAAAAAACCUAUUAUCACUUUUGGUAUUUUUUAAAUUGUCAUUGUUUAAAUUAUGCAAGCACCAAGUUAGAUAAGAAAACAAAGUAUCAUACAUGUUCCUUUCUUAAAGGGAGGUCAAGAAGUGGCCAUUAAAUGUGCCUAAAACUGGUAAUGAACACUAAAAUCAGUUAAACAUAGAGUUAAGUCAGAAUAAUUGUUAAUUUGUUUAUAAAAUAUCAAAAAUUUUAAAUAGCUGUGCAAGAAAAUAUUUAAUAUAUGAAUAAAAGCAGAUUAUAUAUAAAUGCCUGAGUGGGAGACUAGGGUUGUCGGAUAAAAUACAGGACACCUCGUUCAGAUUUCAGAUAUACAAUGAAUAAUUUUUUAGUAUAAGUAUAUCCCAAAUAUUGCAUGGGACUUGCACCAAGAAAUUAUUUGCUUAUAUGGUAUUCAAAUUUAAUUAGGCAACCUGUGUUUUUAUUUGGAAAUCCAGCAACCCUAUGGGGGUAAGAAGAGCAAAAGAAAAUGUGCUACAUUUCUGAUCUUA